Molecule: messenger RNA, 1122 nt
Organism: Myiozetetes cayanensis
Lineage: Eukaryota; Metazoa; Chordata; Aves; Passeriformes; Tyrannidae
Product: C->U-editing enzyme APOBEC-1-like
Exons: 5
Coding region: 1-585 (194 amino acids)
Biological process (GO): cytidine to uridine editing
Cellular component (GO): nucleus; cytoplasm
Molecular function (GO): zinc ion binding; cytidine deaminase activity; RNA binding
Source: RefSeq, a predicted model, not a curated record
AUGGCUGCUGUCAGUGGCAGAGAUCCUGCACCCAGAGAGAAAAAAAAAGGGUGGAAGAUACAGCCAAAAGACUUCAAAAGAAAUUAUUUGCCUGACCAGCAUCCACACGUUGUGUACCUGCUCUAUGAAAUCAGGUGGAGAAAUGGUUCCAUCUGGAGGAAUUGGUUCUCAAACAAUCAUAAUCAACAUGCUGAAGUCAACUUCUUGGAAAAUUGUUUCAGUGCUGUGCCACCAGCUCCUUGUUCCAUCACCUGGUUCCUUUCAACUACUCCCUGUGGAAAGUGCUCCAGGAGAAUUCUGGAGUUCCUGAGGACAUAUCGUAAUGUGACCUUGGAAAUAUACGCAGCCAAGCUGUUCAGGCACCAGGAUAUCCGCAACCGGCAAGGUCUCUGCAACCUGGUGAUGAAUAGAGUCACUAUACGUAUCAUGAACCUUGCAGAUUACAGUUACUGCUGGAGAAAGUUUGUUGCAUACCAACAUGGAGAAGACGAUUACUAUCCCCAGAACUUCGCUGCAUACAUCUUUCUGAAUUGGAGAGAGCUUGGUCAUAUCUUUUUGGGUCUUCCUCCAUUGCUGCCGAACUGAAUACUAACAAGCAUCACCACCAUGCUUUCAAGCUUGUUUUGUACAUCAAUAAAAGACCAGAAAAGCCACUCCCCAGCAAUCAUUUCUGCUGCAGCCUUGAUGAGUUUCAUGCUGCCACCAGAGAAGGCUCUUAUCACUGUCUGAACAUUGUUAAGUAGUGGACAGAGCAGAAGGAGCACAUGAGAAGCCGUUAGGAAGUUCAGAUGAUGCAGCCAGGCAUCCAGGACACAGUUCUCUGGGUCUUUAUAAGGUUUCCUGAGAGUCCAGUGGGGAUGAAGACCAUCUCCUGUAAUCAGGUUUUUCACAUCUGCCUAUUCUGCAAUCAGAUUCUGGGAGAACCCUCUUGAGAGGUCAGCAAGCAACAUUUUUCAUGCUCCAGUCUGUUCCAAAGAAGUAAUCAGAGCCAUGCAUUGUUGUUUUGAGAAUUUCUUAUGAAGAUCACUCCUAUGGAUACGUGUUUAUAUAUUUCUGCAAAUACUUCAGGCUAUUACAGUAUUUAUGCAAUUCUGUUAUAUCUCACUUUAAGUUUUUAUUCUC